This is a messenger RNA of Fundulus heteroclitus (mummichog), 3901 nucleotides long. RefSeq names its product malignant fibrous histiocytoma amplified sequence 1 (gene mfhas1). The coding region runs from base 501 to 3587 and encodes 1028 amino acids. The transcript has 3 exons. The record is from RefSeq and is a predicted model, not a curated record. Gene Ontology annotation, molecular function: protein binding. Lineage: Eukaryota; Metazoa; Chordata; Actinopteri; Cyprinodontiformes; Fundulidae.
AGGGAAACUACGGGAGGAUGGCCACUUUCCCUCCUCCUCCUCCUCACCGCAGGAAGGAGGAGAAAGGGAGGAGGAGCGCUCGGAGGUCUGACGCAGUGUGUACAGCUGCUGCCUCACUUCCACUCCCCGGAGGACGCACGGCGUCUCUGGAAGCUCGUCGCAAAUGCACCGCUCCUCCCGGACAGCGAGAGCCCCAGGACGGCUUCUGUGUACGGCGAUGUCGGCUGUAGCAAUCCGAGGCCAGGCAGAAGCCAUGGCCUCGGACUCGGGGUUAAAGCCGGAGCUGUAACCGCCGGAGGUCUGCUCUCAUUGUGAGCUUGGAGUGGCGCAGGAGAAGAGGAUGUCUCCGUGGCCGCAGGCAAUCCUCCCAUUCCUGCCACAACACUUGAUUAUUACCCGACACCAAGGGGCUGUUCUCUACCUUCUGACUGACGGGUUGCUGAUCGGAAGAGCGCUGAUUUUUGAAGGACUUCGUCCACCAUGCUGCCUGCUCAGGAACUAUGAGAACUCUUAAAGAAAACAACGAGGAGGAGGAGGAGGAGGAGGAGAAGGAGGGAUCUGGGCGCAGCGCCAUGGAGGAAAAGGAGAACAAUCUGAAAACGGCCAGGUUGUGGAGGGAUGCCGCGCUCCGCUCCAGGAAGCUCCGCACCAACAUCCGCCAGCUCACCCUCUGCUCCAAAAACAAUCAGCUCGUCCUACCCGACGACAUAUCCGACAUAGAGGCGCUCAACCUGGGGAACAACUCCCUGCAAGAGUUGCCGGACGGACUGCGGUCAGCCUUCAACAAUCUGCGCAUCCUCAUCCUCCGCAGGAACAGGUUCACAGCUGUGCCCAGGGUGGUGUUUGAGCUUGGCCAGCUGUUUGAGCUUGAUAUGAGCCACAACUGUCUACGAAGCCUCCCUGAUGGUGUAGGGCAGCUCAGAGGGCUGAAGAAGCUGUGCGUCAGUCACAACAAACUCCAGAACCUUCCAGCUCAGAUCGGAGCGCUUCAGUCACUGGAAGAACUCGACAUCAGUUUUAACGACCUGCAUGACUUCCCCAGGUCCUUCACCCACCUCUCUAAGCUGCGAACUCUGGAUGCCGAUCACAACAAGCUGAACCGCUUCCCUGCGGAGAUCCUGGCCCUGGGCGAGCUGGAGGAGCUCGACCUCUCGGGGAACAAGUUUCAGGCGUUGCCAGCUGACAUCAUGAAGCUGAAGUCCACCAAUAUUCUGUGGGUCAGCAGUCUGCACAUGUCCUCCUUGCCUGACACUUUCUGUCACCUGCACAACUUGGAGAGCCUAAUGCUUGAUGGGAACAACCUCACAGUACUGCCUUCAUCCUUUGCUCAGCUGCAGCAGCUGAAAAUGAUUAAUUUGUCCUCUAACGAGUUCCAGAACUUCCCACAGGUUAUUUUAAGCAUAACGGGAUUAGAGGAAAUCUACCUGAGCAGAAAUAAAUUGACUCAUAUUCCAGAGGAAAUUGCUCACUUGGUGAAGCUGGUAAAUCUCUGGCUUGACAACAACAACAUCACCCAUCUACCCGAUUCAAUUGUUGAGCUGGAAAAGUUGGAGGAGCUCGUUUUGCAGGGUAACCAAAUAGCCAUUCUGCCGGAUAAUUUUGGGAAGCUGUCCAGGGUUAACAUCUGGAAGGUGAAAGAUAACCCCCUCAUUCAGCCUCCAUACGAGGUGUGCAUGAAGGGAAUCCCAUACAUUGCUGUCUAUCAGAAGGAGCUUGCACACUCUCAGCUUGCUGUGAAGCCAUGGCUGAAACUGGUCCUGAUGGGGACCAAAAAUGCUGGGAAAACCAAGUUGAGACACAGCCUGGUUGGAACGGAGCGGGACGUCCGAGGAACCCAGGAAAACAAAGGCAUCGAAGUCACUAAUUGGGUGGCAGACUCUGAACGCCAUCUAACAUUUUUAGUGUACGACUUGUCAGGGAACCUAAACUUUGACCUCAUUAAACCCUUUUUUCUCUCCCCCGGUGCUCUCUAUAUUCUCGUUGUCAAUCUCAAAGCUUACUCACCCAAGAACUUUUAUGCCCACGUCGGGUAUUUCCUUCACCUGCUGUGCGCUAAAGUCCCCCACGCUGUGGUGUGUUUAGUCGGCACACAUGCAGACCAGUGUGGAGCGAUGGAGGUGGAGGAGAAAACUCUGGACAUCCACAGGCAGAUUGGUCUGCAGGAGAGGACCGACACCCAGCGUCUGAGGAGCCUGGUGCAGCAGGUGGACCUUGCUCUGGAGCAAGGCUACAAGGUGCGCAUCUCUAGCCCACAUGUUCUCUUCUACGGCGUCAGUGACAGAAACCUGAUGCGCAGGAAAGCCCAGUUGCAGUACAUGCUGAACCAGCGGUUGCAGGUCUUGUCCCCGGUCCUGAGUGUUAUUUGCACAGAGACCCAGAGGAACAUCCACAGGCUGAGGGAGAAGCUCAUGUCUGUCGCCGACCACCGGGAGAUUUUCCCCAACCUUCACCGUGUGCUUCCAAAGUCCUGGCAGAUGCUGGAAGAGUUGCACUUCAAGUCCAAAGAACUGUGGCUCUCGUGGUGGAGCUCAGCCCGUCUGGGCCUGCAGGCGGGGCUCACGGAGGACCGACUGCAGAGCGCCUUGUCCUACCUGCAUGAGAGUGGCAAACUGCUCUACUUUGAGGACAGCAUCACGCUGAAGGAGUACGUUUUCCACAAUCUUCCACGUUUUAUUGCGAUUCUGAACGUGUUCUUUCAGAGGGACAAAUCCACUCUUUUGGACCGGCUGCUGUCUGAGGGGGAGAGGGGGGACAAGGGGAGAGUGAGUCUGGUUAUUGAGGAUGAGAAGGGAGAGAGCCUCAGGGUCACCCAUCUUCAGCAACACCUGGAGGGCUUCCUCCACGAUGGCCUCUUGCCCUCAAACGUCAUCCGCCUGCUCAUCAGACCCCACAUCCAGACGCAGCAGGACCUCCACCUAAUUAUGGAGCUCCUGGAGAAGAUGGGGAUCUGCUAUUGCAUCAACAAACCUCGUACCAAACCCCUGAAUGGAGCCACGGUGUGGUACAAGUUUCCCAGCUACGUCAGCAGUGAGGACGCUCGGUUGGAAGACUCAGCUGGAGGAAACUCUCUGCCAAUUAGCCCCUUAUUCUCAGUGGAACAGCUGCACAUCCAGUACAGCUUCCCUUUCCUGUUUCCUCCCGGACUGUUUGCACGCUUCAGCGUGCAGAUCAACAACCACGUGGUGCAGCGGUCAGAUGGCAGGCAUCAGAUAUUCGCCUAUCGGGGUAAAGUCCCGGUGGUUAUCAGCCACCAGCCCUCCAAGGGGAGCACGCUUGCAGAGACUCUGUCCAUCGCCAGCCACGCCUCGCUGCCUAACAUCUGGACUGCCUGGCAGGCUGUCACGCCGCUGGUGGAGGAGCUGAACAUGUUGCUGCAGGAGUGGCCUGGCCUGCACUAUUCCGUACACAUUCUCUGUUCCAAGUGCCUCAAGAGAGGGUCGUUCAACCCACACGCCUUCCCGGGUGAGCUGCUGAGCCAACCGCGGCCCGACGGACUGACUGAGAUCAUCUGUCCAAAGAACGGCUUGGAGCGGGUCGACGUGUCCCUGGUUUACCCCCCAACUCCCACAGCUACGAGCCCCAAGUGACUCCACCUCCUCCCUUGACUCCAAACCUCAGACCCGGACUCUGCCUACCAAAUACAUACCUGACCCAAUUAAUCAUCCCCCCUUCUGCUGCUCACCUGCACCAUCUCCCCUCCCACCACCAUUAUCAGCACAGCUGCUUCUGCAAACACAGAGGAACUCAGCACAUUCAGAUGGCUGCAUUGACUGUGAACUUCAGAAAACCCAGCUGACCAGAACCAGUACAUAACAUGGAGCCCCUAACCAUCACUGACUGUGGAAACUUCACUCUGGACUUCAAGCAAGGUGGAUUCUGUUUCUCUCCACUCUUCCUCCUA